Pollicipes pollicipes is the source of this 4017-nucleotide messenger RNA. It is a transcript of the gene Rich, whose product is annotated as Guanine nucleotide exchange factor subunit Rich. NCBI's taxonomy places the organism in Eukaryota, Metazoa, Arthropoda, Thecostraca, Pollicipedomorpha, Pollicipedidae. The record is from RefSeq and is a predicted model, not a curated record. Gene Ontology annotation, molecular function: protein binding. Gene Ontology annotation, biological process: retrograde transport, endosome to Golgi; intracellular protein transport. Gene Ontology annotation, cellular component: Golgi membrane; Ric1-Rgp1 guanyl-nucleotide exchange factor complex; cytosol.
CCAACGAAGCGACUCUGUUUGGCGAUCGCGCUGCACGGGAAAUGGGGAGGGCUUGUUGGUGCCCGUGGCCCUCCCGAUAUGUAUUUCCCAAUUGGAUGGCCAAAGAUAUUGAAUUCUCGGAUUGAUGAUGGUCAAGAGAAGCUCAGGAAGAUAUUGUGUAACAGAGACCGGAUACUGUUUGCUGUAUUGUCAGAUUCACAGAUAACGAUAUGGUUUUCUAAACCUGCUCUGCCCAUCACAUGUCACAAAAGGUCACAGGAGUCACUGGAGAAACAUGGAACAAAUAUUGAUCUGCAAUGGAGACCAGACUCCACCAUGUUGGUUAUUACGACAUCAAAAAACUUUCUGUUGUUUUUCCACCUGGCUGUGGACAGUGCCAAGUCUGGCCUGUACAGCCAGACAGACUCUCCUCAGGCAGCACUCCGUCGGGACAGUCCGGAGCUGUUCAUCAAGGAGCAGAUUCCCCCACUUGUCUUCUCCAAGGCCUUCCAGACGGGUCUGGAUGCGCCGCUCACCUGCGUCACCAGCAUCCGGGAUGAGCUAAUGGUGGCCACGGCCUCGGGCCACGUGCUACGCUACCGCUGGGAUGGCACCAUCAACUACGACUACUGCUUGGACCUGCGGCGCACGCCCUUCUCCGUCAACCAGCAGGUCUCUAUCGCGAUACCGAUCCAGGAGGAGGGCGUGCACGUGGUGGACAUGGAGUACUCGCCACUGGUGGGCGGGUUUGCCACAGUGCUCAGUGACGGCCGCGCCGCCUUCCUCACCGCCUCCUCGCUCAAGUUCGACCCCAAUUCGGUGCAAGGCAUCUGGGCGGCCUCGGUGUCGGACGCCACCUGCGCCACAGUCAGCCACAAAUACCGGCUCAUCGUGUUCGGACGUUCAACCGGCGAGUCGGUGGUGUGCUGUGUGGACGAGUCCACGGGCGGCCUGCAGGUGCUCCACCGACUCAUCCUCUCCAGCAAGGACUUCGCCGGCUCGCCAGGACCCGUCGGUCGUCUGUGCUGGACGCCGGACAGCUGCGCGCUUGCCGUCACCUGGUCGUCGGGCGGUCUGUCGCUCUGGUCCGUGUUCGGCACGCUGCUGGCCUGCACGCUUGCCUGGGAGGGCGACGUGGUGGCCGCCGUCAACAUGGAAUGGGGCGCCGAGGGCUAUCAGCUCUGGCUGCUCAACGCCGGCCGGCGCGACGACGACGGCUUCGCCAACCGGCUCAUGCAGCUGUCGUUCGUCAAGUCGGCCCUCUCCGUCAACCCGUGUAUGAGUAACCAGGAGCACGUGUGCCUGCAAGGCGAGGACCGCGUGCUCAUCAGCUGCGACGGUCCCGUGUCGCUGGGUGCCGCUGGUCAGACCAGGGCCGGCAGCAAACAGUGGAUCACCGUGCCUGUGCCGCACCUCUACGUGGGCAGCAACUGGCCCAUACGCUACACGGCGCUCGACGACGGCGUGCAGCACGUGGCCGUGGCCGGGCGGACAGGCGUGGCCCACUACUCGCUCGCCUCGCGCCGGUGGAAGCUGUUCGGAAAUGAGAACCAGGAGAAGGACUUCGUGGUGACGGGCGGCUUGAUGUGGUGGCGCCAGCUGCUGCUCAUGGGCUGCUACAACAUCGCCCAGAAGCGGGACGAGAUCCGGCUCUACCCGCGCGAGUCGCGUCUGGACAACGCCUUCGUCCAGGUGACGCCCGUGGACGCGCAGGUGCUGUUGCUCAACCUGUACCAGGACACGCUGAUCGCCUACUCGGCCGACAGCCACAUCUCGCUCUACCACAUCCAGGAGAGCUCCGCCGACCCGACCGUGGCCGAGGUGCGCCGCAUCCAGGACAUCGACAUCUCGGCGCUGACGGCGCACCCGGCCUGCGUCGUCUCCGUGUCGAUGUCGACGCUGCGCAUGGAGCCGAGCCGCCACCGCUCGCCGAUCGCCCAGUCAAUCCUGGUCAACAUCUGCGGCCGACUGCUGAUGCUCCAGCGCGACCCGGAGGAGGCCGGUCGGCCCGUCGAGGCCGCCGCCAAAAUGUUCGGCUCGUCGGUGCUGACGCCGACGGUGCUGGCCUCCAUGGUGGAGUCUGUGUGGUGCCCGGGCACCAUGUCGCACCGCAUGAAGCUGGCCGACGUGCUCUGGAUCAACAGCGGCCAGCACGGCAUGCGCGUGUGGCUGCCGCUCUUCCCACAGCACGGCAAGGCACACAAUUUCAUGUCCAAGCGGAUUAUGCUGCCGUUCCAGUGCAGCAUCUACCCGCUCGCCGUCAAGUACGACGACGCCGUGAUCCUGGGCGCCGAGAACGACACGGUCGAGUUCCCCGGCUCCGGCUGCGGUCGGCUGCCGUACUGCGCCGUGGAGCGGACGAGCCAGGUGUACCUGCAGCACAUUCUGCGCCAGCUGCUGCGGCGCAACCUGGGCUACCACGCCUGGGAGAUCGCGCACCGCUACACACACCUGCCCUACUUCUCGCACGCGCUCGAGCUGCUGCUGCACGAGGUGGUGGAGGAGGAGGCCACCUCCAAGGAGCCGAUCCCGGACGCGCUGCUGCCGCGUGUCAUCGAGUUCAUCCGCGAGUUCCCCGUCUACCUGGACACGGUGGUGCGGUGCGCGCGCAAGACCGAAAUGGCGCUGUGGUCCUACCUGUUCGCGUCGGCCGGCCAGCCGGUGCAACUGUUCCAGCAGUGUCUGCGGCUGCAGCAGCUGGAUACGGCCGCGUCCUACCUCAUCAUCCUGCAGAACCUGGAGACGGCCGAGACGAGCCGCCACUACGUCACCCUGCUGCUGGACGCCAGCCUGGACAGCUGUCGCUGGCGGCUGGCGAAGGACCUCACACGCUUCCUCAGAGCCAUCGACCCGUCCGAUCUGGAGUCGCCGCGGGAGCUGAGGCAGCAGCUGUCGCACGUCACGCCGCCCGUGUCGCCCAACGAGGAGGACCUUUCGCUGGUGUACGGCACACUGCAGGUGCGCGGCCGCAGCCUCAGCACCUCGGCCAACCCGCGUGUGGAGCACAAGGAGGUGACGCGCACCAACAGCGACCAGCGGGCCGUGCGGCGCAAGUCAGCCGGCCAGGAGCGCACCGACGCCGCUGAGCUCGGCCAGCAGCGGCUCUUCAUCGACCAGGUGCUGGAGCGUCACGCCCGCAAGCUGUUGACCAAGUGGCGGCUGCGCGACCUGGGCAGCUUCGCCGCCCACAUGGAGUUCCACUUGGUGGAGUGGCUGCGCCGCGAGCGCUGGCGCGCCGCGCUCGUCGACGACCUGGUGGCAGCGCUGCGCCGGCUGCACCUGGAUUUCCAGUGGCCAUAUCCUGUACCGCCGCAGCCGCUGGGCUUCUUCCUGGCCGCCGGCGAACGCAAGGACUCGGCCGACUCGGCCGUCCAGCUGGACGAAGCGGCUGCACGCGCUGCACGUGCACACUGGCGACAGCGGCUACCUGAGCGAGGCGGCGCGCGCCGGGCCGGCGCCGCCGCCGCCCGCCGAGACACCCUCGCCGGUCACCCAGGACGCCCGUCUGCUGCCACACGUCACGCGAGGCGGCGCCGACAGCGCCAGCAUCAUGAGCGAGGAGGGAUCCUCCACUUGGGCGGAGGAGGACGUGACGCCGCUGGAGACGCCCACCAACGGCUGCGGCGGCCAACUGCUGCAGCUGGACGUGGCAGCCGAGGCACGCAGCAGGCGGAGGUGCAGCUCAGGUACCUGCUGCAGAUCAUGCUAGAGGCCGAGUGUGUGGAGUGGGCGCUGCUCAUCUCGAUCGUGUUGCGGGACGCCAUGGCCGUGGUGCGCACCGUCCACCUGACGGGCGCCUCGGACGGCCUGGGCCGGCUGCAGGCCGGGCUGCGCGCCCUCCACGCCUGGACCACCACCGAGUGCGUCGGGUACCAGCCGUUCCUGCAGGUGGUCGGCCGCCAGCUGCUGGCCGAGAGCCCGUCGCUGACGGAGCGGCUGGCACCGCUGCCGUCGACCCGCUCGCGCACCGUCAGCGGCGCCGGCUCGGGCUCGACGCUCACCGAGGAGCCGGAGCCGGAACAUCGUGCCAACCUGUGA